Messenger RNA from Aspergillus candidus, 2608 nucleotides. It is a transcript of the gene sly1, whose product is annotated as syntaxin-binding protein. Gene Ontology annotation, biological process: endoplasmic reticulum to Golgi vesicle-mediated transport; intracellular protein transport. NCBI's taxonomy places the organism in Eukaryota, Fungi, Ascomycota, Eurotiomycetes, Eurotiales, Aspergillaceae. Gene Ontology annotation, molecular function: syntaxin binding. The transcript is spliced from 4 exons. Gene Ontology annotation, cellular component: Golgi membrane; cytosol. Bases 142 to 2280 code for a protein of 712 amino acids. The record is from RefSeq and is a predicted model, not a curated record.
UUCGUCUUCACCUACUGGUAGAUUUGGGUUCAAUAUCUACCCUACACGCUUCUCCCUCUUUAUUCCCGCCCUGUCAUGAGUUUGAGCCACGCCCCGUAAUUCUUAUCCCACUCCAGAGGCGUGGUGCAGACUUCAGCCACCAUGACGUCGCAAUCCUUGUCUCUCCGCGACCGUCAGGUCGCCUCGAUCCAGAAGAUCCUGAAUUUGAACCACGAUACCAUUCCCGCGGAGGACUCCCACGAUGCCUCAGGCCAAGGCCUCGUCUCGCAGUCGACCCCGGUGCUGAACGAGGACGGCGAUCCGAUUUGGAAGAUCUUGGUGUUUGAUAACCUCGGUCGGGAUGUCAUCAGCAGUGUACUCCGUGUCAAUGACCUGAGGUCCUGGGGGGUGACGAUUCAUCUGAACAUCAACUCCACUCGCUAUCCCAUCCCCGAUGUCCCUGUCUUAUAUCUCGUCGAGCCCAAUGCCGAAAAUGUCAAGUUCAUCUCGGAAGACCUUUCCCGCGGCCUCUACUCCCCCGCCUAUGUCAACUUUCUCUCGUCCGUGCCACGCCCCCUCCUGGAAGACUUUGCCUCGCAGGUCGCCACGUCGGGAGCGUCGCAACACAUCGCGCAGGUUUAUGAUCAGUAUUUGAAUUUUAUCGUCGCCGAACCCGACCUGUUCAGUCUGGGUCUAGGCAAGGAUGCGUACUGGAAGAUCAAUAGCGCUCAGACCAGCGAUGAGGAUCUGGAUGCCAUCGUCGACAGGAUCGUGAGCGGACUAUUCAGCGUCAGCGUCACAAUGGGUGCGAUUCCCAUCAUUCGCUGUCCCAAAGGUGGAGCAGCAGAGUUGAUCGCCACCAAAUUGGAUCGAAAACUCCGCGACCACAUCCUAAACUCUAAAGACAACCUGUUUUCGACCAACAAGAAAGACGCUUCGGGCGUCCCCGCGGCGCGACCCGUCCUCAUCAUCGUGGAUCGCAAUGUGGACCUCGUCCCGAUGCUGUCCCACUCGUGGACGUACCAGUCGCUGGUGCAGGAUGUCCUCCAGAUGCGUCUGAAUCGCAUCACGCUGGAGACCCCGGUGGAUGACACGAACCCGGCGAAGGGCGUCACCAAGAAGUCAUACGACCUCAACGCCAGUGAUUUCUUCUGGAAGCGCAACGCGGGCGCGCCGUUCCCACAGGUGGCCGAAGAGAUCGAUGCGGAACUAACGCGAUACAAGGAAGACGCCACCGAGGUGACGCGAAAGACCGGCGCUUCGUCGAUUGAGGACCUUCAAAAUGAUACCAGCGCGUCAGCACAACACCUCAAAGCGGCGAUCACCCUCCUCCCGGAACUGCGAGAACGCAAGGCGAUCCUGGACAUGCACAUGAACAUCGCGACAGCCCUCCUCAAGGGCAUCAAGGAUCGCCAGCUGGACAACUUCUUCGAGCUAGAGGAAAACAUCACCAAGCAGACCAAGGCGCAGAUCAUGGAGCUAGUCAACGACACCUCCAAGGGCAACGACCCCACCGACAAGCUGCGCCUCUUCAUCAUCUGGUUCCUGAGCACGGAAACCGAGGUGUUGCGCGCAGACAUGACGCAGUUCGAAGAGGCCCUAGCCCGCGCCGGCGUCGAAGACGUCAGCGCCCUCGCAUACGUGCGCCAGGUGCGCGAACUCACCCGGAUGACAAUGAUGACAACCGCCACGCCGCAACAGGGGCAGCAAUCCCAAUCAUCAGACCUCUUCCGCGGUUUCUCCUCGCUCUCCAACCGCCUCACAGACCGCAUCACCUCAGGCGCCUUAGGCGCCAACUUCGACUCGCUCAUCUCGGGCGUGAAGAACUUCCUCCCAGUCAACAAAGACCUAACGCUGACCAAAAUCACCGAGUCCAUCAUGGACCCCCAGUCCGCGUCCAGCUCUGCCAUCGCCAAAACCGAAAACUACCUCUACUUCGACCCCCGCAGCGCCAAUGCCCGCGGCGCCAUCCCCGCCGCGUCUGCCUCGCGCAACACCCAGCCCACCAACCCCCUCGGCGGGCCCAGCCCGGGCCAAACCGCCAGCUUCGGCCAGCGCCGCCAGGCCUUCAACGAGGCGAUCGUCUUCACCGUCGGCGGCGGCAGCAUGGACGAGUACGGCAACCUGCAAGACUGGGCGCGUCAAACGGAUGGAUCCCCCGCCGACGGCAGCGUCGCACAGGGCGGUCGCGCCGCGGCGUCGCUGGGCCCUCGACGACGGGUGGUGUACGGUAGUACGGACGUGAUGAACGCGCACGACUUCCUGAUGGAGUCGCUGGCGAAAUUGGGGAAGGAGACUUGAGUUUAGCUGUAAGGCUGUGUGAUAGACUGGCUGUUUAAUAGCAAUAAUGGAUACAUUGGAAAUUCUUCUUCUUUCUUUUUUACUAUUCCUUAAUGUCCUUUUAAUUAAUGGAUUUGGCAAGGAUGCCUGGCUACUAUACUACUGCUAAUGUGUUUAUACCUAGGAAGGUACGGGUAUAACUAAAAUGAAGAACGAAGAACGAAAGACGAUAAAAGCAGAAUUUACAAGAAGGAGCAUGGUAUCAGCAUCGCAAUGCAAAGCGCCAUAAUCAGGAAAGAAUGGACGAGGAAAGGAGAUGACAUAGGGAUGGUAGGCGACCUUGUCCUUG